Molecule: messenger RNA, 1850 nt
Organism: Seriola aureovittata
Lineage: Eukaryota; Metazoa; Chordata; Actinopteri; Carangiformes; Carangidae
Exons: 4
Coding region: 325-960 (211 amino acids)
Biological process (GO): spermatogenesis
Source: RefSeq, a predicted model, not a curated record
ACAUGCAUGAGCAGCACUGCUUCCUAGCUUCACCUGUUCAGGCACUCUGCAGGGACGAAAGCAGCUGUCAACCCAGUUGGCUUGACGAGACAGACGCAAUCUGACCAAGAGAAACGCUAUGAACCGGCUCGGGCCUCGGUGCUGAACAGGUUCCCUGCGCUACUGAACUGUUGAGAACUUUACACAUGGUAAACAGGUCAAAGUUGGCCCAACUGAGACUGAAGCUGAAGCUGGGAGUGGAGACUUGGUGGAGGGUGGACCACAGAGGCAUAGAGAGGUCUUCACAGGUCUUGCCCUGAGUGUUGAGCACCUAUUUGUGCAAGUAUGAAUCCCAUGUGGAAGGUUUAUAAGAGCAAAGUGCUGAAGACGCUUAACCCAGAAUAUGAGGAGGACACGGCUGAAGAGGUCACAGAAGUGGAGAAUGAAAUGAGUCCAGUGCAGGAGGAGGAAGGGCCCAACGCUGUCUCUCAAUUGGCCAAGAAAAUGCAGGGGGCCGGGACCAAAAGCUGGAACAGACUAUCAUCUCUCUUUAACAAAGAUGAUGAACACCAGCUUCUAGAGGAGACUGAGAGCCCGCCGGUUGCUGACCAUCCACUUGCAGUAAAGCCAGAGGAGCCUCCUCGACCCAAUAGGCGCAUAGGAUUCUGGGAUAGCUUUGCAACCAACUGGGCUGCCAAGAAGCAGGCUGAAGCUGCAGCCGCUGCUGCUGCCGUGAACGAGGCGGCAACAGGCCAAGGUGAGGAGGGGGUGACAGAGGCUGGAGGGGAGGAGAACCAGGAUGGGCAGAUCACUGAGGGAGAGGAGAGUGGAGGAGGGGGAGGAGGAGGAGGAAGGAGCAACAACAGCUUCUCCAAAUAUGUCUCGCUGGGUGGAGGAAAUGAGGACGCAUCCUUCAAGUGGAACUUUGUCACCAGCAAACUGGCAGAUCUGAAGACCAAGAGCAUGACCAAGACCAACUAGCUGCUGAUGAAGAGGGAAUCAGGAGAAGACAAAUGAUAUGUGGCCGGUGGAGGGGGUUAGAUGUUGGAUUGUGGAGGAAGAUGUAGAGCAGGGUAUAUUUUACACAAUAUGUCCUGUAACUGAACUAUACAGCUACUGUAGAAGUCCCUUAUUUUGGGGUUCUGAACUACUAAACUGCUCCAUCUCCCAGAAAUUAUUUUUAACAACCAUAUCACAAGGAAUGCAAAAAAUUACAAUAAAUCUUUACUUUCCCACAACCCUUUUUUAGGGCCAAAUACUAUCAGGAAAUGAAUAGAAAAUAAUCUUGAAAUAUGUUUUUGUAUUCAGUGUUGGACCUGAAAUAGGCUACACAGUGACGUUUGGUGUUUUUGGGAUUGUAUGGUGAUAUCUAUCUAGAAAGGGGCCUUCACACCUGUCAGCAAAUUUAAUAUAAUCUGUAGUUUAGCAAAAACUGGAUUAAGAGAUUAAAGGCAGUGAUAGCUGGAUUAGUUGAGGAUUAUCUCACUUUACCUGUUCAGAGGGCAGGGGAUUACAGCUCAGAGAUUUGGCAGUGCAACAUAACUAUGACAUAAUAUUCUGUAAGCAUUUAUUUACAAAACACUUUUGUUUCCCUCAGACAGCAGGAGUGGAAAAUGUGCUGCACAAUGAUAUGAAAUGUGGAAUAUAUGAACGUGUGUGGUGAGAUAAUGACAACUGACUUGAAUUGGUUGAGACUGAAAUGUGCAAAGUGUGUUUUAAACAUUCCUAAUUUUGUGACAUGAAAUAUUAUUUUAAUAUAUAAAUAUUAUUUUCUCUCUGAUCUUGGUUUUGCUUUGUUGUAUGUUUGUUUUGUUUUCUGGUAUGCUCUAAUAAAGACUAUUGCACCUAAAGAUUUGACAAAGCAUGAAUGA